UCUCCCAUUGCCUUUAUAGUCAGUCACCUCUGAUCUUCAUUUCUUGUUACAAAGUCUUAUCUCAUUGAAAACAUUCUAGUACCCUCUUUGCUUUGUGUGUCUAAUCCUAUACAAUCACUAGCUCUUCAUUCAUAUUCAUACACUUUCUUCUCUUUGAAAACAUGAGCAGGAGAACAACAAAGAAUAUGAGAGGCUUCAUGUGCCAGUCUCAAGUAGCAACUGCAGUGUGCAUGGCCACUACAACUUCUCGCAGCUCGGUGAUUGUGCCUAGGAGGGCUGAGAAAACUCUUAUUGAUCAUAAUACUCGUUUUAGCAACAAUGCCAGGUACUCUAGGCUUGUUGACACUCAUAGGCUCGCUGUUGGUAAUAAGCCAUUCAUGAAAAGGGAACGCGAUCCGCACCAUCAGCCAAAGCCCAUUCAGAAACCAUCUUCAUCACUUGCUUUGCCAGACAAUGUCUUCCAGGUUGUUGUGAUGAGGGUAUCCAUUCAUUGUCAAGGCUGUGCUGGCAAAGUUAAGAAGCAUCUGUCCAAAAUGGAAGGGGUUACAUCGUUCAGUAUUGAUGUAGAGACAAAGAGGGUGACGGUGAUGGGACACGUUUCACCAGUGGGAGUCCUGGAGAGCAUUUCAAAGGUGAAGAAAGCAGAGUUUUGGCCAUGUUGAAUGAUGAAUACCUCAAAUAUAUUGGAAGCCAAAGCCAAUUUGAAGAACAUUAAAUCUUCGUCCUUCUCUUUACAUUUAGUUAUCUGUAUAAUUAUUUAUCGAAAAAAAAAGUUAUAUGUUUAAUUUGGUGGUCAUGGUUGGACAGAAAGUGGGAAAGAGUGCAGAAAUUUGACCAUGUGAAUUUUAUUUGUAUUGUGCAUUUAACCUGACAUAAGUCUGUCUCUAUUUAUUUUUUGGGCAUUAAUUUUAGUCUUACUCUUGCUUUUAA
Molecule: messenger RNA, 930 nt
Organism: Quercus robur (English oak)
Lineage: Eukaryota; Viridiplantae; Streptophyta; Magnoliopsida; Fagales; Fagaceae
Product: heavy metal-associated isoprenylated plant protein 3-like
Exons: 3
Coding region: 162-662 (166 amino acids)
Molecular function (GO): metal ion binding
Source: RefSeq, a predicted model, not a curated record